Eptesicus fuscus (big brown bat) is the source of this 1581-nucleotide messenger RNA. It is a transcript of the gene TEFM, whose product is annotated as transcription elongation factor, mitochondrial. The transcript is spliced from 4 exons. The coding region runs from base 128 to 1210 and encodes 360 amino acids. The record is from RefSeq and is a predicted model, not a curated record. Gene Ontology annotation, molecular function: nucleic acid binding; DNA polymerase processivity factor activity. Lineage: Eukaryota; Metazoa; Chordata; Mammalia; Chiroptera; Vespertilionidae. Gene Ontology annotation, biological process: transcription elongation by mitochondrial RNA polymerase; mitochondrial transcription. Gene Ontology annotation, cellular component: mitochondrial nucleoid.
GCCCGGAACGCCGCGGCGGCCGGAAUCUUUCUGCGGAAAGGUCGGGCUCUUUUAGGGGAAGCACUCAGGAACCGGAAGUCAGUGGAGGAAGAUUGAACUGUGGGGACGUACUCAUUUGACUCGGAAAAUGAACGUCCCUAGUGUCCUCACGGCGGGAGGGAGGUGGAGAUUUUUUCCAGUACCAUUAGGAUGGUCCUCAUUCCAGGCCCUACAUAAUUCCUGCUGUCGGAAAAAAUCCACUACAUCCAAGAAAAGUAUUCCCAGGGUUGCUUUUUGUGACAAAACGACAAAAGAGACUGGAAAGGCACUUGACAAGCUCUUCUCUUCGGAACAACAGGCUUCCAUAUUGCAUGUGUUGAAUACAGCAUCUAAUAAUGAACUUGAAGCUUUCAAAUCACUUCGUGGAAGAAAGUCUAUCAAUCUUGUAGAGCACAGAAAAAAGUUUGGGCCAUUUCAGAAUUUGGAGAGUUUAAUGGAUGUGCCCUUGUUCCAGUAUAAAACUACCGUUCAGAUUUGUAACUCCAUUCUUUGUCCAGAGACUGAAGUGAAAAAAAGAAAGUCACAGGAAAACCGGCUCUUGAAAAGGCUCAUCAAACCAGAAAUAGAAAGAGAGAGACUUAAGGCAGUAAAUAGUAUCGUAUCCAUUGUUUUUGGUACUCGAAGAAUUGCCUGGGCUCACCUGGAUCGUAAAUUGGCAGUGCUGGACUGGCAGCAUAAAGAAUGUUGCCAUUUGGUGAAAGGAACAUACACAACAUCUGUCUAUUUAGAAGAGAUUUCUCCAGUCGUUUCAAAGAUGCCCAAAGCUGACUUCUAUGUUCUGGAAAAAACAGGACUUUCCCUUCAGAACUCAACUCUGUUUCCUAUACUGCUACAUUUGCAUAUCAUGGAAGCCAUGCUGUAUGCCUUACUAAACACAACUUUUGCCCAGCAUGGCCAGCAUCAGGUGCUGAGCAUGAAUCGAAAUGCAGUGGGGAAGCACUUUCAGCUGAUGCUUGGUGACAGCCGCACUAGUGGAAAAGAACUAGUGAAGCAGUUCCUCUCAGACGCUGCACUGAAGGAAGAGCCUCGGGUAUUCUUCCCAUCAGAUAAGAUAGUCCACUACAGACACAUGUUUUCAGCUACUGACCAAUACAGAAUAGAAGAGUUGUAUGAUUCAUUAUUACAAGCUGUUGCCUUCUAUGAAUUGGCAGUGUUUGACCCUGAACCUUAAAAUUCUGAUCACUAAUAUAUGAUCUGCUCUAUUUAUUAGCUUUAAAGUUACAAAAACAAACUAACAAGCCAGUUUUGACAUCCAUGUUAAUGGAAAAGAAAACAUGGUUUGAGUGUAUUUAAUGUUUAAAGUCAGAUUUUUGGCUAUUGAAUGGUUUAUACAAUAAGCCAAGGCCAAGUCCAUAAAUAUCUUUGUGAGAUUUUAUAUCUUUUAGGUUUAGUGUUAAACAGUAAGAUACCUCUAAACAGUCUAAAUAAGGAAGUUAUCUUCCUUUAAAAGCAAUAUCAUCUAUAUUAAAGAAUUCGCUGAAAAAGGGAAUGAAUUUUUCCGGGUGGUGCUCAUUGUGGGAAUAAAGCUAAAUAUAAUUGAUA